This is a messenger RNA of Desarmillaria tabescens, 1583 nucleotides long. RefSeq lists its product as uncharacterized. Gene Ontology annotation, cellular component: mitochondrion. The record is from RefSeq and is a predicted model, not a curated record. Gene Ontology annotation, molecular function: FAD binding; catalytic activity. Bases 57 to 1547 code for a protein of 496 amino acids. NCBI's taxonomy places the organism in Eukaryota, Fungi, Basidiomycota, Agaricomycetes, Agaricales, Physalacriaceae. The transcript has 8 exons.
CGAUAGCCGUCCUCGCGAUCGUCUUCCUUCCUCUACAUUGGACUUGUGACGCUACGAUGCUGUCUCCGCCGUGGCGACGUUUUGCCCUUCCGUCCUUCUCUCGGUAUUCUGCUGCUUCGACAACCUGUCGUGCUAAUCAUUCUUUAUCUCGUCUCAAUCCUGUUACAGCACAAGAUGUCGAUCACUUUGCAAAGAUUUUACCGCCUACGUCAAUUUUGUCAACCUUGGCUCCGUUUUCACUAGCAGCAACGGAACUUGACAUUUACAAUAAUGACUGGAUGGGAAAGUAUCAUGGAAAUGCGACCACCGUCCUAAAACCAAAAACAACGCAGGAGGUCAGCGAUAUCGUGAAAUGGUGUCACGAGAAGCGCAUCGGCAUAGUCCCUCAAGGUGGGAAUACAGGCCUUGUAGGAGGAAGUGUCCCCGUUAAAGAUGAAGUCGUAACAUCCCUUGCCAAUAUGAGUCAAGUACGGUCCUUUGACCCAAUAUCUGGUAUUUUGGUUGCAGACGCAGGCUGUAUUCUUCAAUCGCUCACAGAUUAUAUUGCUCCGCAUCAUCAUGUCAUGCCGCUUGAUCUCGGAGCGAAGGGUAGCUGCCAGAUUGGUGGAAACGUCGCUACGAAUGCUGGUGGCUUACGGCUACUGCGCUAUGGGUCACUGCAUGGAUCUGUCCUGGGUUUAGAAGUCGUACUUCCUGACGGGACAAUUCUGGAUCAACUUACAACCUUACGGAAAGAUAACACUGGAUAUGACCUAAAACAACUUUUCAUCGGUGCAGAAGGCACUCUCGGAAUAAUAACGGGCGUAUCCAUCCUCACCCCGCCUUCUCCUCAAGCGUCCAACAAUGUCAUCUUCGCUCUCCCUCACUUCGACAAUGUCUUGCCUCUGUAUCAGCUGGUGAAGCGCGAGCUGUCAGAAAUUCUUUCUGCGUUUGAAUUUAUAGACCGCACGGCUUAUGACUUGGCGGUCAAGCACGGACAAGGAAGAGCGCUCCGUGACGAGGAUGUCGAAGGUGCUCAGUGUUUCGUUCUCGCCGAGACCAGCGGCGGCCGAAGGGAACAUGAUGAAGAGAAACUGACAACUUUGCUCGAGACAUUACUCGAGGCUGAUAAGCCCUUAAUCAACACAGGGUGUGUCACCGAGGCUGUUUCGAAAGAGGGAAAGGUGUAUAAAUACGACAUCUCCGUCCCAUUGUCGACUUUCAAAGAAUGUGUUGAUAUCACUCGUGAGCAUCUGAGAUCCAUGGGUUUAAUGCGUGAGGGAGCAGUCAGACAUGUCCUAGGAUAUGGCCAUGUUGGUGAUGGAAACCUCCAUUUAAAUGUGGUUGCAGACACUUAUUCCUCGGAGAUUCAAGACGCUCUGGAACCAUUCAUAUAUGAACUCGUCGCAUCGCACCGCGGUUCCGUGUCCGCCGAACAUGGCAUUGGUGCCAUGAAAACUCAUGCCCUCCAUUACUCCAAGAGUGCCGUGAGCAUCGCCUGGAUGAGGAAGAUCAAGGAGUUGUUUGAUCCUCGGGGUAUAAUGAAUCCAGGCAAAGUGUUGGAAUAAAGGCAUGAACAUAAGGAAGUCCAACCAUUGUAAACA